Messenger RNA from Cylas formicarius (sweet potato weevil), 547 nucleotides. RefSeq names its product activated RNA polymerase II transcriptional coactivator p15 (gene Ssb-c31a). The record is from RefSeq and is a predicted model, not a curated record. The coding region runs from base 121 to 444 and encodes 107 amino acids. Gene Ontology annotation, molecular function: DNA binding; transcription coactivator activity. Gene Ontology annotation, biological process: positive regulation of transcription initiation by RNA polymerase II. Lineage: Eukaryota; Metazoa; Arthropoda; Insecta; Coleoptera; Brentidae. Gene Ontology annotation, cellular component: transcription regulator complex; nucleus. The transcript is spliced from 2 exons.
GGUCACAGUUGUGUUUUCCCGCUUUCGAAGCACCGCCGGCUGUGUCUGUAUCGAUUUCUUUAAUUGUUCGUUGUGAGAAGAUAAUUUUUGUUUCUUACGUUGCAUUGACUUUACGGGAGAAUGCCGAAAAAAAACAAGAAGGAAGAGUCUUCGUCGGAUUCCGAUUCCGGCCCAGACGAUAGGGAACCAGUGAGAAAGAAGCCGAAAGCGGAUUCGAAUUCUUUCCGAACCAACGACGAAGAACCUACAUGGGAUUUGGGAAAAAAUCGGUUUGCCAAGGUUUCCGAAUUUAAAGGCAAGAUUUACAUCAACAUCCGCGAGUUCUACAAUGCCGACGGCGACUUGAAACCUGGCAAGAAGGGCAUCAUGCUCACCCCUGAGCAGUGGAACAGACUUAAGGUGUCGGUCGAAGAAAUUGAUGAAGAAAUCAAGAAAAGGGCAUAAAUUGCAUUCUUCAGCUCAAGUCUGCAUUAGUUUAAUGUUGAGAAAUUUUGUAUGUUUUUGUUUCUUAAAUUCGAUUACUUAAUAAAGUCACAUUGAAAACUGA